Messenger RNA from Stylophora pistillata, 3648 nucleotides. RefSeq names its product transient receptor potential cation channel subfamily A member 1. Gene Ontology annotation, biological process: monoatomic ion transmembrane transport. Gene Ontology annotation, molecular function: protein binding; monoatomic ion channel activity. The record is from RefSeq and is a predicted model, not a curated record. Gene Ontology annotation, cellular component: transmembrane transporter complex; membrane. Lineage: Eukaryota; Metazoa; Cnidaria; Anthozoa; Scleractinia; Pocilloporidae.
AAGGCUUUGUGAUAACUGGUUGUCAGAGCUUUUAAGUAAACUUUGAAUUCUGCUCCAUAUUGUUUAAAUCGUCAGCUAAAAACAUGCAAAUGAGUUACCAGCUGCUUCAAAACAUCACGUAUGACAUUAUGAAAUCGAAAAUCUGAGCCUUUUUAUCUGUACGGAUAUUCAAUCGCUUUUCUUGACAGUCCAGUCGCUUAAACUUGUCAGCUGAUCUACCGAUUGCUUCUUGGCAGCAUUUCCCCGCCCUGACCAACGAUGAGUCGCGUUGAUUUUAUGCCUUCUCCUGUUUUGAGUCCUUCCAAUGUCAACGCCGAAACGCCGAAUGGACAAACUUUUGAGAUGCAACCGUUGCCACACGGAGAAAAUAAUUUGUUCGAAGCUGCGGCUAACGGGCGCGUGGCUGAAAUUAAAGCCUACUUUUCAUCUUCUGAAAGCAAAGCGGACAUUUUGGAUAAUGAUGGCCGAGGUGCUCUUCACCACGCAGCGAGAAUGAACCGCGUUGAGGUGAUUGAAUUUAUGCUGAAAGCAGGCGCCAAUGUUGAUGUUCUCGACAGAGAAGGACUAACUCCUCUUCACGUUGCAGCCAGGUCAAAUUCCCUUGAAGCCCUGGACUCUUUGCUGAGGAAUGGAGCGAAACUGAACGCCGUAAGCACAUCAAGAGGCUGCACUCCUCUUCACAUUGCUACAGAAUUCGGCAACAGACAGAUUGUCCAGCGCCUGCUAAACGAAAAGAACCUGGAGAUUGAUACCAAAAAUGGAGAAGAAGUCACUGCGUUACACAUCGCCAUCAGUCGUGGAUAUGGCGGUUUAUGUACAGAUCUUCUCCACAGCGGUGCAAGAGUUAAUAUAUCUACUAAAGAGAGUAACACGUGCCUCCAUUUGGCAGCAAGUGCUGCCAACACAGAUAUUUUUUCUGCGGUUAUUCAAGCAGCUAUGGCAGACAUUACAAAUUACCCAGGUUAUGCUAUGCAGUCUACCAUAGAUGUACCGGAAUUUGGCCGGUUUGUCAAUCAAACAAACGGAGACAAGAACACAGCGCUUCAUAUAGCUGUCCAAACAGGUCACUUUUCCAUUUGUAACACCCUCUUGCAGCACGGGGCAGAUCUCAACAUGCAGAACAGAUGCUAUAAGACUCCUUUGCAUUUGGCUUCUAUCAGAAAAAAGAAAGAGAUUAUGGAAUCACUCAUCCAGCGAGGAGCGCAAUUAAACAUAAAGGAUAUGAAGCAGAGAACACCUUUACACAGUGCGGCGUCGUUCGGAAAUGAAGACGGCAUCGAUCUUCUACUCAAGAGCUUAGCAUUCAGAGAUCCGAAAGAUCAAGAUGGAAUGACACCCUUUCUUUGCGCUGUAGCUGCUGGUCAUACCAGAUGUGCCGAGUUGCUCCUCGAGAAUGGUGCAAAUAUCUCAGUUCGUGACAGUUACCAGCGAUGCUGUUUUCACUUUGCUAUAGAAAACGACAAGGAAGUGGUCUUAGCGACGUUGCUGCAAAGACCAGAGUGUGAACUCAUAAAUGCUCCUGAUAUUCAAGAAAGGACUCCAUUGCAUUGUGCUGCUUUAUCGUCUAAUAUAAGGUUGUUAGACAUUUUAUUGGGAAGAAAGGCAAACAGUCUCCUCACAAAUGGUGCUGGUAAAACUGCCCUGCAUAUAGCGGCCGAAACCGGAAGAGUUCGUCACGUUGAGGCUCUGGUCAAGAAUUCUUGCGCCAGUGUUGAGCAAAAGGAUCCCGAUGGACGAACACCGUUACAUCUCGCAGCAUUGAAUGGAAAUGAGAAAAUCUGCGCAACCCUCUUACGCAUGGGCGCACAAGUCGACAGCGUUGACGUCAAUGGCUCCACUCCUCUUCUGCUAGCUGCUAAGAUAGGUACAGUUUGCAUAAUCCAAUUGUUCCUCGAGAGGAACGCCGACAUAGAUCACCAAGACAAGACUGGAAGUACCGCACUUCUGAUUGCAUCUACAAGAGGCCAUGUGGAUGUUGUAAAGAUGCUUUUGAAUCGACAAGCAAGUUUGAAACCGAAUCAAAACGGUCUCAAUUGUCUCGAUGUGGCCAUAGAGAACCAGCAAAGCGACGUUGUAAUGGUUAUUAUAAAAAAUUCAAGAUGGAGAGAGGUGUUAUCUGCGAAGAGCUCGGAUGGUCAGAACAGGAUGGGCAAGCUAAUUAAAAGGUUCCCGGAUUCUGCCAAAUGUGUGCUGGAUCGCUGGAUUCAAAGUUCUACCAUCAAUCGUUCCAUCACAUACGACUUCAGCCUUCUUGACCCAGGCCCUGAUGAUAGCAGUGGGCCCGGUGGGAAGCCGUUCUUUGGUCUUAAGGUCAUGGUGGAAUACAAGCAAAAAGAUCUUCUGGUUCACGAUGUUUCCAGAAAACUCCUCCAGAAAAAGUGGCGUGUCUAUGGAUGGUUUGUUUACUGGACGAACCUUGUCUUGUUUUCCGUAUUUCUUGGACUUAUGACAUAUUUCAUGUUACAUGAACGCGGCAAUGUUGUGCUCAAACCUCAAAGUAGUUACGGCGAAGAUGAAGAAGAGCAAGUUUUCAAAAGGAAGGAUACUAACGUGUUCAGACACACUCUUGAGUUCCUUAUUCUGAUUUUUGCAUGUCUCCACCUCUUAAAAGAGCUGUAUCAAAUCUAUGCUCAGCGGCUAGAGUAUUUCAAACAAGUGACGAAUUUAUUGGAAUGGGUCCUUUACCUGUCGACCAUAAUAUUUAUUCUCCCUUACAUAUUUGAAAAUCUUACAAGUCUUCGAAGUUAUCCGAACCUCACCUGGCAGUUAGGAACAGUUGCUGUAUUUCUGGCUUACGUAAAUCUUAUAUUGUUCGUUCAGACUCUGAAUUAUGUCGGUAUCUACGUGACAAUGUUUUUCCAAGUGGCAACCACUGUGGGUAAAGCCAUCAGUAUUUUCGCCUUGUUUUCUUUGGCUUUUUCCGUGGUGUUCUUCAUAUUAUUCAGGGAACAGGAAUCGUUUAAAAACUUCGGCUUAACUUUAAUGAAAGUAGUUGUAAUGACUAUUGGCGAGCUCGAUUACACCACCAUGAUCGUGGACAAUUUUAACGUUACCACAGACUCCGGAGCGCCUUUAGUGCCUUACCGAGAAGCGUCUCUCGUCUUCCUAUCCCUCUUCAUAUUUGCCAUACCUAUCGUUCUCAUGAACCUUCUGGUCGGCUUAGCUGUCGGUGACAUUGAAUCUGUGCAGCGAUUUGCGUAUCUCAGAAACAAGGGAAAGUUUGUGGACUUCGUCUACGGAGUGGAAAGAAGAUUUCCAAAAUUUAUCACGCGCUAUUUUUACAAGCCUCAAUUGGUGAUAUGUGGUAUCCUCUUGGAGAAGAUCUCGUUACAGGAAUACACCUUUGUUAUUGACCAAGACCUCGAUGAAGAUGAAGAUUACAUGACAGCAGACCAAGUGGAGGAGCAAAGGCUAGAAAUCCUCACCAAGGAACUGGCAAAGACCACGCAACGACAGUUGUCUAUCAUGGGAACGAUUCAGGACCAGAGGAACCUUUUACUUGCCUUAGCUGCCAAAGCUGGGAUUGACACUCGAGAACAAGACACUAGAUCCGUCUCUAGGCUGUGAAUUAAAUCGGUCAUUACAAGAGGCAGUGUAGGAUAGAAUAGUCACGGGUUCAAACUUUGCAAAAUAAAUUUUUAAAAUUCA